Molecule: messenger RNA, 465 nt
Organism: Pipistrellus nathusii (Nathusius's pipistrelle)
Lineage: Eukaryota; Metazoa; Chordata; Mammalia; Chiroptera; Vespertilionidae
Source: the annotation of a GenBank genome assembly
AUGUAUUCACCGUCAAGGUCUAACUUUGACUAUGCCAUGGUGGUUAUUUUUGUAAUUUCUGUGUUCACUGUGGCAUUAGGAGGAUACUGGAGUGGACUACUUGAAUUGGAAAGCAGGAAGGCAAUGGCAGACACUGAAGACAGAGAAACGAGAAAGAAGGACGAAUAUUUAACUUUCAGUCCUCUAACAGUUGUAAUAUUUGUGGCCAUCUGCUGUGUUAUGAUGGUCUUAUUUUAUUUCUUCUACAAAUGGUUGGUUUAUGUUAUGAUAACAAUUUUCUGCAUAGCAUCAGCAAUGAGUCUAUACAACUGUCUUGCUGCACUAAUUCAUAGGAUUGCAUAUGGACAAUGCACAAUUGUGUGUCGUGGCAAAAGCAUUGCAGUGAGACUUAUUUUUUUCUCUGGACUGUGCAUAGCAAUAGCUGCUGUUUGGGCUGUGUUUAGAAAUGAAGAUAGGUGGGCUUAG